CGUAGAGAAACAAGACAUCAGAAAACUCAAAUAUCGAUAAAACACUCUCACUACGUGCAAUUUUCUCCUUUCUCUUCCUCGACAUCUGUCUGUUUUGUUGUUCUAAUUUUUUUUUGGGUUUUUGAUAUCCCAUCCUCCCUAAAGUUUCGGAAUAUCCUGUUUUCUUUUUCCUCAUUCUUUGCGAUCUUUCAUUUUCUUCACCUAACAAAAAAAUAAAAAAGGAAACAUGUGUGGAAUACUUGCCGUUUUAGGAUGUUCCGAUGAUUCUCAGGCCAAGAGAGUUCGUGUUCUUGAGCUUUCUCGCAGAUUGAGGCACAGAGGACCUGACUGGAGUGGGUUAUAUCAGAACGGAGACAAUUACCUGGCUCAUCAGCGUCUUGCUGUCAUCGAUCCUGCCUCCGGUGAUCAACCUCUCUACAACGAGGACAAGACCAUUGUUGUCACCGUGAAUGGAGAGAUUUAUAACCAUGAGGAGCUGAGAAGACGUCUGAAGAAUCACAAGUUCCGUACUGGUAGUGAUUGUGACGUCAUUGCUCACCUGUACGAGGAGUAUGGUGUGGAUUUUGUUAAUAUGUUGGAUGGAAUCUUCUCCUUUGUGUUGCUUGACACACGAGAUAAUUCCUUCAUGGUGGCUCGUGAUGCGGUUGGUGUUACUUCUCUCUACAUUGGUUGGGGAUUAGACGGAUCUGUGUGGAUAUCUUCAGAGAUGAAAGGCUUAAACGAUGAUUGUGAGCAUUUUGAAGCGUUUCCUCCAGGUCAUUUUUAUUCAAGCAAACUAGGAGGGUUUAAGCAAUGGUACAAUCCUCCUUGGUUCAAUGAAUCUGUUCCUUCAACGCCUUAUGAACCUCUCGCGAUUAGACGCGCCUUUGAAAACGCUGUGAUUAAGCGAUUGAUGACUGAUGUUCCAUUUGGAGUUUUGCUCUCCGGUGGUCUUGAUUCUUCCCUUGUGGCCUCCAUCACUGCUCGUCACUUGGCCGGUACUAAGGCUGCUAAGCAAUGGGGUCCUCAGCUCCAUUCAUUUUGCGUCGGUCUUGAGGGCUCACCGGACUUGAAGGCGGGGAAAGAGGUGGCUGAAUAUUUGGGGACGGUGCACCAUGAGUUCCAUUUCACGGUGCAGGAUGGGAUCGGUGCGAUAGAGGAUGUGAUUUACCAUGUUGAGACCUAUGAUGUGACUACAAUAAGAGCGAGCACACCGAUGUUCUUGAUGUCCAGGAAAAUAAAGUCUCUAGGAGUUAAGAUGGUUCUCUCCGGUGAAGGAUCUGACGAGAUCUUUGGAGGGUAUCUCUACUUCCACAAGGCACCUAACAAGAAAGAGUUUCACCAAGAAACCUGUCGCAAGAUCAAGGCUCUUCACAAGUAUGAUUGUUUAAGAGCCAACAAAUCUACCUCUGCCUUUGGUCUAGAGGCCCGUGUUCCUUUUCUUGACAAAGAAUUCAUCAAUACCGCCAUGUCUCUAGACCCUGAAUGCAAAAUGAUCAAGCCAGAGGAAGGGAGGAUUGAGAAAUGGGUUCUUAGGAGAGCCUUUGACGACGAAGAACGUCCUUAUCUGCCAAAACACAUUCUCUACAGACAGAAAGAGCAAUUUAGUGAUGGUGUCGGCUAUAGUUGGAUUGAUGGCCUCAAAGCUCAUGCUGCUCGAAAUGUUAAUGACAAGAUGAUGUCAAACGCGGCGCAUAUCUUCCCUCACAACACUCCAAACACUAAAGAAGCUUAUUACUACAGAAUGAUCUUCGAGAGGUUCUUCCCACAGAACUCUGCAAGACUAACUGUUCCUGGAGGUGCAACCGUGGCUUGCUCGACAGCAAAGGCAGUGGAGUGGGAUGCAAGCUGGUCGAACAAUAUGGAUCCAUCAGGAAGAGCCGCCAUCGGAGUUCACCUUUCAGCCUACGAUGGCAGCAACGUGGCAUUGCCCAUGCCACCGCCACUUAAGGCAAUCGACAUGCCGAUGAUGAGGGGUCAAGGAGUUGUGAUUCAGACAUAAGUUUGAAAGGGGAAAAUGGAGGAACUGUGUGUUUAAUUAUCUUCCCAAUGGGUGAAGUAUUUUGUAUAAUUUAAUAAUAAGAUUAUGCUAUUUUCUUUUUCCUAUGCAGAUUUGAAUGUAUAAAUUAUCUUGUAAAAAUUUGUUUAUGGGUAAGAUUUAGAAUGUACCGCUUCUAUGAAGUUCAAUGUACAUCAAUCUUUGUAUCAAAUUAUCAAUUAUAUGAUGUUUAAUUUA
Camelina sativa (false flax) is the source of this 2215-nucleotide messenger RNA. RefSeq names its product asparagine synthetase [glutamine-hydrolyzing] 1. Gene Ontology annotation, cellular component: cytosol. Gene Ontology annotation, molecular function: asparagine synthase (glutamine-hydrolyzing) activity. The record is from RefSeq and is a predicted model, not a curated record. Lineage: Eukaryota; Viridiplantae; Streptophyta; Magnoliopsida; Brassicales; Brassicaceae.